Cololabis saira (Pacific saury) is the source of this 1723-nucleotide messenger RNA. It is a transcript of the gene asl, whose product is annotated as argininosuccinate lyase. Bases 158 to 1555 code for a protein of 465 amino acids. Gene Ontology annotation, molecular function: argininosuccinate lyase activity. The record is from RefSeq and is a predicted model, not a curated record. Lineage: Eukaryota; Metazoa; Chordata; Actinopteri; Beloniformes; Belonidae. The transcript has 16 exons. Gene Ontology annotation, cellular component: cytosol.
CUCCGCGGACGCUUUUUAAAGUAACACCAGUUGUUUCAGUAAAAAACAAACCAGCCUCAUUUUCACAGCUCUAACUAAACGUUGCCUUUUAAAGACAAGCCAGCCAAAACUAAUCUACGGGACAAAAAAAAAAUCAAGAUAUCCGCUGUUGAAUGAUAUGGCCAAUGUAGAGGGAAAUAAACUUUGGGGAGGUCGUUUCGUGGGAGACACCGAUCCAAUCAUGGAGAGGUUUAAUGCAUCGAUCACGUAUGACCAGAGGAUGUGGGAUGCUGACAUCAGAGGGAGCAGGGCGUAUGUGAAGGCUCUGGGGAAGGCCCUGCUGGUCAGCACCGAGGAGAUGGAGAGCAUUUUACAAGGGAUGAAUCAGAUUUCAGAGGAGUGGUCCAAAGGUGUGUUUGUGAUCAAAGCCGGGGAUGAAGACAUUCACACUGCCAAUGAGCGCAGGUUAACGGAGCUGAUUGGUGCACCAGCAGGGAAGCUGCACACUGGCAGGAGCAGAAAUGACCAGGUGGUGACUGACAUGAGGAUCUGGAUGCGAGAUGCCAUCGCAAACCUGACAGACAAUUCUCUUCAGCUUAUAUCCACCAUGGUGGAGCGGGCAGCAAUUGAAAUUGAUGUCCUUUUUCCUGGAUACACCCACAUGCAGAGGGCUCAGCCAAUCAGAUGGAGCCACUGGAUUCUGAGUCAUGCUGUUGCUCUGAGUAGAGACGUGGAGCGGCUUCUGGACAUCAAGAACAGAGUUAAUAUCUUACCUCUUGGCAGUGGUGCAAUUGCUGGAACACCAUUUGAUAUUGACAGGGAGCUGCUGCGGAGAGAGUUGGAAUUUGAUAGCGUCAGUCUAAACAGCAUGGACGCCACAGGCCAAAGAGACUUUGUUGUGGAGUUCUUAUUUUGGGCUUCACUGUGCCUGACACACCUGAGUAAGGUGGCUGAGGACCUCAUGCUGUACAGCACCAAAGAGUUCUCCUUCAUCACACUCUCUGACGCCUAUAGCACGGGCAGCAGUCUGAUGCCUCAGAAGAAGAACGCCGACAGUCUGGAGCUGAUCCGGAGCAAAGCAGGUCGUGUCUUUGGCAGAUGUGCAGGGUUCAUGAUGACACUGAAAGGUCUGCCCAGCACCUACAACAAAGAUUUGCAAGAGGAUAAGGAGGCCAUGUUUGACUGCUUUGACACUGUUCAGGCCGUGCUGCAGGUGACAACUGGAGUCAUGUCCACUCUCAAGAUUAAUCCGAGUGUGAUGGAAGCUGCUCUUAGUCCAGACAUGUUGGCCACGGAUCUGGCUUACUACCUGGUGAGGAAAGGGGUACCGUUCAGAGAAGCUCACGGCCUCUCUGGCAAAGCUGUGUUUGCUGCUGAAUCCAAAAGCAUCAGCUUAAAUCAGCUCACCAUGCAAGACUUGACUGCUGUUAGCCCUCUGUUUGAAAGCGACGUGUCUUCGGUGUGGGACUACAGGAGCAGCGUGGAGCAGUACAGCGCUCCCGGAGGAACCGCCAAGAGCAGCGUCUCUGCCCAGGUGGAGCACCUGAGAAACUGGCUAAAAAAACAGGCAAAGUGACUUCCACCAAAUAACACCUUUACAAUUCUGAAUCAGGUUUACUGCAAACAUGUAGAUCAAUAUGAACUCUUAGAUCCAGGUCAAAGUGAAUUAUUGUGAACUUGAAAACCAAACUGCCUUUAAAACAAGCUCCUCUUGAAGUAAAUGUGAAAUGAUGUGUUAUCUGUG